CAUGUGGAGUGAACGUGCGUGCACAUGACAUGUGUCUGCUGAAGUACGGAGCGCUGCGAGGACUCUCCUUAAACCCACAGCAGACCUUCGAGAGGUGAAUGUCCAGUAGGUGGCGCUCUGUAGGGGGAGGAGGUGAUGCAGAGGAUGUGGGCUCCAGUCACGGUGCGGCGUGUGGUCCUGCUGCGCUCCGCGUACUUUGGUCGCACCUGGGAUAAGGGGGAGCUUCCUGUGACCGUCCGGACCUCACGCUACUUCAGAUGCACUAAUGUCAUCCAGACAAAGGAAGGCCUCAAAACGUCCACAGAGGAAGAAACGCAAUUAAACCCUCGGCAGAGUCCAGCUGGGACUGAGGGUCUUUAUAAGGCAGAUUCGGCAUCUGCCCCUCAGAAUAAGGGCGAUGUCGACCCUCUGCAGGACAAGUCUAUCGGGCUCUUUCAGAGAUUUAAAAAGACGUUUAAACAGUAUGGUAAAGUCAUGGUGCCUGUGCACAUCGUCACGUCCACUGUUUGGUUUGGGAGCUUUUAUUAUGCUGCAAUGAAAGGGGUGAAUCUGGUCCCGUUUUUGGAGUUCAUCGGUUUACCGGAUUGGAUGGUGGGAAUUUUGCGGGAUUCCCAGGGUGGUUAUGCACUCACAGCCUAUGCAAUGUAUAAGCUCGCUACUCCUGCACGGUACACGGUUACACUGGGGGGCACCUCCCUGUCUGUACAGUACCUCCGCAAACAUGGACACCUCUCCACCCCUCCGCCUGUCAAAGAGUACCUUCAAGACAAAAUGGGGGAGACCAGGGAACGACUGACUGGAAAAAUGGAGGAGACGAAAGAGAGGUUUUCAGAGAAGAUGGAGGAAACCAAAGAGCGGCUCUCAGAACGAAUGGGGGAGACCAAAGAGCGCUUCUCUGAGAGAAAAGACCAGUUUUCUGAGAAACUGCAGGAGACAAAAGACAAAAUGACUUUUCGUAAGAAAGCCGACUAGGCUGCAUGGCAUUGGGAAGAGAAAUGUCACUAAAACCCAGAAGCCUAGUGUGGAAUGUUUCAGACAAUCAAUAAUUGCUGUCACUAGGUAUUUGGUGUUGACUUAAAGGGAUAGUUCAGCUGAAAUAAUUAACCUUUUAAUAACCAUUAACUCCUGCAAAACAAAAUUUUUGGCCAUUUUUUGGCCAUAUAAUGCAAGUCAGUCAAGUCCAAAUCAACUUUGGACCCUAAUGACUGAAAAAAGUAUUUUGUGUUCAUACAGGUUUAAAAUGACAUGAGGGUGAAUAAAUGACAGAAUUUUCAUUUUUGGGUGAACUAUCCCUUUAAGGAAUGCUCACACACAGGAACCAUCAUCAUGUCGAAAUGGUUUCCAUGCACUUAAAUCUGCAAGUUGAGAAGCAAACUUGAACUAGCAAUAAAACUAGAAUUAUAUUAAGCCAAAAUCAUGUUAAUUGUGUUUGUUUGAAUGUAUUUUACUUAAACUGUUUUAAGUAUUAAAACUAUUUCUACGUGAUUUUUUUUUUUUAAUGUAUGCAUUUGUUAUUUGAGUUGUGCAUAUUGCCUGGUGAUCUAGACUUUACAAUGUCUUGAAUUGCACUGUGUUUAUCGAGUAUCUGGACCGUUUAAACUCAGUGGGUAAUAAAGAUAAUUUAUUAGCCACUUUUUAGCCCAGUCAAAAUGCAUUACUGUACUGAAGAACACUAAUCAACUUAAUAUGCCAGUGUUCAUUGAGAGAGUAAAACUGUUGAUGUGAAAUCAUGUACAGGAUAUUUUUUUUACCUAACGUAAAAAUGUAAUUAUUAGACACAUCAGCAACUGGUACUUUUAGUUUAUUAGUUAACUGCAGUUGGACAACAGCAGAAGUACAAGCAUAAAAGUUUGACUAUAACAGUGAUAAGAGCAACAUGUUUUGAUUACUUUUUCUGAGAGAAAAAAAAA
Carassius auratus (goldfish) is the source of this 1910-nucleotide messenger RNA. RefSeq lists its product as uncharacterized. NCBI's taxonomy places the organism in Eukaryota, Metazoa, Chordata, Actinopteri, Cypriniformes, Cyprinidae. The record is from RefSeq and is a predicted model, not a curated record. The transcript is spliced from 4 exons. The coding region runs from base 136 to 972 and encodes 278 amino acids. Gene Ontology annotation, cellular component: mitochondrion.